GGCAGGCAUGACAUCAUUCCGGUGGUGACCGAAGAGUGGAUCCGUUUGGAGGACUACGAGUUUCACUGUUGCGUUCAGCCCGAAGACUUCGAAGCCACGCGUAUACUGAAGCUGAUCCCACCGGACGCGUGUCACUUCGAGCUGAUGCGGUACCGCAUACGGCCGCCGCGUAAUCGGGAACUGCCGCUACAGGUGGCCGCCAGUAUGAACAUAACCAAAGCACGGGUGGAGAUCAAGUGCGAUGUGUUAGUGCCCGGAUGUAUAUCCAGAAAACACGGUCAGAUACCGUGCGAAGACAUACAGAUCCGCUUCUAUAUACCCGAGUGUUGGAUAUACUUCUUCCGCACCGAAAAGCACUUUAGAUACGGAGCCCUCAAGUCUGUCAAUAGGAGGGCCGGCAAAGUGAAGGGCAUUGAGAGACUGUUGGGCACAACACAGAAUCCGGAGCCACAGAUGAUCGAAGUGACCGCAGGUCAGGCCAAAUACGAACACGCAUUCCAUUCAAUUGUAUGGAGAAUACCACGACUUCCCAAAGAAGGACAGGGUGCGUACACCCAGCAGUUUCUGGUGGUACGGCUACCGCUGACGUCCUUUGACCAAAUGCCGGAAUCCUUCUACGAGUUCGUUCACAUCGAGUUCCGGAUGCCGUCGACAACUGUCUCGCACACCACUCUUCGCUCAAUAUCGGUGACCAAUGAGAACCCGCCCGAAAAGUUUGUCCGAUAUUGCGCUAAAUAUGAGUAUAAAAUUGAUCUAAACAUCACGUAUGAUGAGGAGCAAGAGAAGCCCCAGUACUCGGCCAACGUUCACGGCGGGCCCCAAGCGGUCACCGGUGCCCGAAAACCGUCGGACCCGUCGGACAACAACGAGAAUAUCGCCCAAAAUGCAGAUUCUGGGGCCAAGAGUGACACCGAAGACAGCGACGACUAAUUUGUAGUUUAUUAUUAAUAAUAUUAAUUAUACGAUAAAUACUGACAAUAAAUGCAAUAAUUAUACAUUUAUUUUGAGGGCAUUUACGGGGGAAAAAACAGGGAAGGGUUGGUAUAGUUUCCGUUUCAUUACAAAAACCCAAUACAACUGUGUUUUGUGUUACACCUAUUUUUGCCUGUUUUUUACAUAGAAGUUGUUAUAAUACUAGAACUCAAUAAUUA
Medioppia subpectinata is the source of this 1151-nucleotide messenger RNA. Lineage: Eukaryota; Metazoa; Arthropoda; Arachnida; Sarcoptiformes; Oppiidae. The record is from the annotation of a GenBank genome assembly.